Saccharomyces mikatae IFO 1815 is the source of this 879-nucleotide messenger RNA. RefSeq names its product inositol monophosphate 1-phosphatase INM2 (gene INM2). Lineage: Eukaryota; Fungi; Ascomycota; Saccharomycetes; Saccharomycetales; Saccharomycetaceae. Gene Ontology annotation, molecular function: inositol monophosphate 1-phosphatase activity. Gene Ontology annotation, biological process: inositol metabolic process; signal transduction; phosphatidylinositol phosphate biosynthetic process. The coding region runs from base 1 to 879 and encodes 292 amino acids. The record is from RefSeq and is a predicted model, not a curated record. The transcript has a single exon.
AUGGUCUUAACGAAGCAAGAACUGAAGGAGGUGGAAAACACAUUCAUUGGUUUACUUAAAAGUGAAAUAGGGCCCCUAAUAAAAUCAUACACAGGAACGAAUUUCCAUUCAUAUGAUGAUAAAUCAAAUGGCGUAGAUUUGGUAACCGCUCUAGACAAACAGAUUGAAUCCUUAAUCAAAUCGGUAUUAUCCAGCAAAUAUCCGAGUUUCAAAUUUAUCGGAGAAGAAACUUAUGUGAAGGGUGCCACUAUAAUUACUAACGACCCAACAUUUAUUGUUGAUCCUAUUGAUGGUACUACUAAUUUUAUCCACGGUUAUCCUUAUAGUUGUACCUCUCUAGGUUUAGCUGAAAUGGGGAGGCCAGUAGUUGGUGCAAUUUUCAACCCUCAUUUGGACCAACUUUUCCAUGCUUCUAAGGGCAACGGAGCCUUCUUGAAUGAUCAGGAUAUAAAUGUGACGAAAAGACCAUUGAUUUUACAGAAAUCAUUAAUUGCUCUAGAAGGGGGUUCAGAAAGAACUGAAGGUUCACAAGCAAAUUUCGACAAAAAAAUGAAUACUUACAAAAAUCUACUUCGUGAAUCUGGUGCCUUUGUUCACGGGUUCAGAAGCACAGGAAGUGCGGCCAUGAACAUAUGCUACGUAGCAAGCGGCAUGCUUGAUGCAUACUGGGAAGGAGGCUGCUGGGCGUGGGAUGUAUGUGCUGGUUGGUGUAUUCUUCAAGAGGCAGGAGGAAUAAUGGUUGGCGGAAUCCGUGGGGAAUGGGACAUUCCAUUGAACAGAAGAUGUUACUUAGCUAUUAGAGGUGGAUGUGACCAGAUCGAACAGAAGCAAUUCGCGGAAUCAUUCUGGACCCAUGUUGCUGGUGAACUGAAAUACUGA